Messenger RNA from Ostrinia nubilalis (European corn borer), 2184 nucleotides. RefSeq lists its product as uncharacterized. The transcript is spliced from 2 exons. Lineage: Eukaryota; Metazoa; Arthropoda; Insecta; Lepidoptera; Crambidae. The record is from RefSeq and is a predicted model, not a curated record. Gene Ontology annotation, biological process: DNA integration. The coding region runs from base 1 to 2184 and encodes 727 amino acids. Gene Ontology annotation, molecular function: nucleic acid binding.
AUGCUGCGCGCCGGCGUCAUCGAGCCCGUGGACUGCUCGGACUGGGCCACGCCGCUGGUAAUUGUACAUAAACCGGACGGCGCUUUACGUAUCUGUGCUGAUUAUAAGGUGACGUUGAACAAAGUUUUAAAAGUAGAUAAGUACCCUGUGCCUAAAAUAGAUGAUUUGCUCACUAAAUUAAGCGGUUAUAACUAUUUCACCAAGCUGGAUUUAUCUCAAGCUUACAAUCAGUUAGUAAAAAGGCUACUAAUCGGCGCGGACGUGCUGGUGCACUACGACGAGUCGCGCGAGCUCGUGCUGACGUGCGACGCGAGCGCGCACGGGCUGGGCGCGGUGCUGGCGCAGCGCGGCGCGGGCGCCGAGCGGCCCGUGGCCUACGCCUCGCGGGCGCUCACCCGAGCCGAGAUUAAUUACAGCCAAAUUCACAAGGAGGCCCUUGCUAUAGUUUUUGCUGUAAAAAAAUUUCAUCAGUUCUUAUAUGGUAGACACUUCACUUUGCGGACGGACCAUAAACCCCUUGUAAGCAUUUUUGGCCCGGAUACAGGUGUACCGAGCAUGACGGCUAGUAGGUUGCAAAGGUGGGCGUUGUUAUUGUCGGCCUACGAUUUUUCUAUCGAAUAUGUUAGCACUGAUAACAAUACGGCCGAUGCAUUAUCGCGCAUGUUGGAAAGUUACAAAGCGCUGAACGCGACUACUCACGAGUCAAACGAACCGGAACAGACUUAUCUACAUUUUGCUUCGGAAGCAUUACUACUUAAAUACGAGGAUAUCAGAGACGGGACUAGGAAAGAUCCGAUUCUAGGUCGCGUGUUAAGUUACGUUAAAGACGGGUGGCCGAACGAAGUCGAAAUUCGCGAGCUUCAACCUUAUUACAAUAGACGGGACGAGUUAUACAUAGAAUUGGGUUGUCUUAUGUGGGGGUAUCGACUCGUGAUCCCUAGCACUUGUCGGGAUGACGUACUCAGAGAACUACACGACACACACAUGGGCAUCGUGCGGACGAAGAGCAUCGCCCGCAGCUACGUGUGGUGGCCCGGCGUAGACGAGGCGGUGGAGGCGCUGUGCCGGGCGUGCGCCGUGUGCGCGGAGCAGGCGGCGGCGCCGGCGCAGCACGCGCCCGUGCCGUGGCCAUGGCCGGCCCGCCCGUGGACGAGGCUACAUGUAGAUUUCUUAGGGCCAAUUUGUGGCGAGAAAUACUUAGUAGUUAUAGACGCCUGUUCUAAAUGGAUCGAAAUCUGCAAGAUGCCUACUACGACUGCUAAAACGGUAAUAAAUAAAUUACGGGAAAUGUGGGCUCGUUUCGGUAUCCCUAAACAACUCGUUAGCGAUAACGGGCCCCCGUUCAGUAGCGACGAGUUUAAUUAUUUUUUAACAAACAAUGGCGUAGAACACAUCUUUUCUGCACCAUACCACCCUGCUUCUAACGGUUUGGCUGAGAAUGCUGUAAAAAUAUGUAAAAAGGUUAUUAAAAAAGCGGUCGCACAGCGAGCAGACGUAGAUGCGGCCUUACAACGUUUUUUAUUAAUUUAUCGCACCACGGAACAUAGUACGACCAAGGAAAGUCCAGCGCAAAUAUUACAAGGUAGAUUAUUGCGAACGAGACUCGACCGGCUGAAACCGCCGCGGGAGGAGCUGGUGGCGGCGGCGCAGCGCCGGCAGCAGCGCGCGGCGGGCGGCUCGUGGCGCGGCUUCCAGGCCGGCGACUCCGUCUGGGUGCGGGUGUAUCAUCCGCAGAGUAAGUGGGUAAGUGGUUUAACUAUCGAAAAGUUAGGUAACACAGAUUAUAAUGUAAAAUUAGACGAUGGCACAGUGGUACAUAGGCACGCCGAUCAAAUGAGAUUGAAAUGUAAAGUAAAUACGUCCCAAAUGACUUCAACGGACCCUGUAAACGGCACAGGUACGAAUGAAAAGGAAGAAUUGAGUAAUCUGAGGAAACCGGUUUUUUAUCCAGCUGCGUGUCUCACACCGAGCGGUGGGCGGGUGACGUCGGUGGGGGGCGAAGGCAGUAGUCGGCCCACGGGCCCGGUCCCUAGCGAAUGCGAAGUGUCUGGGUCGGAAGCAACUAGGUCUCAAGACCAGACCGGAGCACACACAGGUCCAACCCAUGAACCCCUGCCCAUCGCGAAUGAGCCUCGUUACCCAAUACGUACGCGUAGACCCCCAGAGCGAUAUGGAUAUUCAUAA